Molecule: messenger RNA, 2769 nt
Organism: Daphnia magna
Lineage: Eukaryota; Metazoa; Arthropoda; Branchiopoda; Diplostraca; Daphniidae
Product: neprilysin
Exons: 17
Coding region: 176-2530 (784 amino acids)
Biological process (GO): protein processing
Cellular component (GO): plasma membrane
Molecular function (GO): metalloendopeptidase activity
Source: RefSeq, a predicted model, not a curated record
AAGGCAAAUUUGACUCUAGAUAUAAGCCAGGAACAUCUCGAAUUAAACAAAACAUUUGUAAAAAGUCUUUGUGUGAUGUCUAUCGAGGCCCAUCAGUUGUGAUAUUCGACAGCUUAGUCGACAGUCAAAUCCAAGAGAACAUCAAAACGUUUUUCGUUUGCUCUCCUUCACCAAAAUGGAAAUUGGCACGUCGGUAUCAACGCUGGUUAGCAAUUCGCCAGCUGAGGACGAUGCAAAAAUAAAGAGUUCUAGGAAGAGCUUCCUUAUCGGCGCUGGAGCUUUAACAUGUGCUGUAGGAUUUGUCAUAGCCACUGGUCUUCUUGCCGACCAAGUGUUUCGUUCCAGAAAACAUUUGGAAAAUGUUCGUGAAGAGCUCCGUGAGAUAAAAGGAGAACAAAAGGAUCGUCUUAAGCAAGAAGAUCCUGUUUGCUUUACAAAAGAGUGUAUCUUAUCAGCCGCUGCUCUAAUGGAAUCGAUGGAUGAGUCGGUUGAUCCUUGCCAAGAUUUCUACCAAUUCGCUUGCGGUGGAUGGAGAAAGAAAAACGUUAUUCCUAAUGGUUAUGGACGUGUAUCACAGUUUGGUAUUUUGGACGGCAGGAUACAGCGAUUCAUUAAAGAGUUCUUUAAACAGAACAGCACCAUGUUCGAUUCCAAACCGAUCAAUAACACACGGGAUAUGUACAGAGCUUGUUUGGAUACUGGCGCAAUUGCGAAAUUGGGAAUCACUCCACUUGUUAAAAUGUUGGAUUCUUACGGCCAGUGGCCAAUGACUGUUUCUAAUUGGACGGAAGAUCGUUUCGAUUGGCGAAAAGCCAGUGCAUCCAUCCGGAAUACGUUCGGUGAUGGUUUCCUUUUUGAAGUAACUAAUUUCGUCGACGUUAACAACACCGAAUACAGCACGAUUUAUUUGGACCAGCCUCCCCUGGGAUUACCGAGUUUCAUUCUCCAAGGCCAAAAUUUAACAAGCUCUUCUUCCAAGGCUUACUUAUCAUUCAUCUCCGGUGCAGCUAUCGCCAUAAGGGAUGCAAUCGGUGGAGGAGCCAACGACAUCGAUAUUGUCAAAGACAUUGAAGACUUGAUCAGUUUUCACAUCGAACUAGCCAAUAUUCUGACUCCGGAGGAACCUCGCGCAAAAUGGAACUUGACACGAUUUUACAAUCCCUUUUCACUGUCAGAACUACAAGCGUUGACGGACGAAGCCAAUGCAACUGAUCCUGUUGGCCAAAUCGACUGGCACGAACUUCUCACGGACAUUUAUGGAAUAGCUAACGUCUCCAUUAGCCAUGACGAGAAGAUUGUUGUUAUCGAACCAGAAUACUUCCAGAAAUUGGUUCAGCUGCUGGACCAAACAUCACCAAGAGUAAUUGCUAAUUUUAUUCACUGGCGACUUGUUCUUGAGAACAUUAAUGACGUCAACAUUGAAAUGACGGUUUUGGCCAUAGAAUUUUAUGAUGCUAUUUUCGGGCGAUUCCGAAUGCCUCCUAGGCAGGGCUGGUGCAUGAAGCGAGUACAUAGAUUGAUGGGAUUCGCCAUCGGUGCUAAAUAUGUGGAGGAUUCAUUCGAUCCACAAGCUAAGAUCGACAUGCAAGAGAUGAUUCUCAAUUUAAAAAUGGCCUUCAGCUCUCUUGUAGAGGAUUCCAACUGGAUGGACGAGGAGACGAAAAUCAAUGCGCUAGAGAAAGCGGCAGCUAUGAAAGAGUAUAUCGGUUAUCCAGAUUGGAUCACCAAUAGAACUACACUUGAACUGGCCUAUCACGGAAUUAAUACCAAACCGGACACGCAUUUCGAUAAUUUUCAAUCUGCCAAACGAUUUAUGGUGAAGAACAAUUUAAAGUUUCUUCGCUUCAGAACCAAUCGUGAUAAUUUGUGGAUCUCAUUCCCAGCUGUUGUGAAUGCAUUUUACUAUCCAAUGCUAAAUUCCAUAACUUUCCCUGCUGGAAUCUUACAACCACCUUUUUAUGGCAAAGGACGUCUAGCUGCCCUUAACUACGGUGCUAUUGGCGUGGUGAUUGGCCACGAGAUAACCCAUGGUUUCGAUCACAACGGUCACAAGAGCGAUAAGAAAGGUCAUGAGAGAUCCUGGUGGACCAACCAUACGCUAGCUGAAUUUUACAAAAGGAAGCAAUGCAUCAUAGACCAGUAUAGCAAUUACACCCUACCGGAACUCGAGGGAACCGAUGCUUUUCACGUUAACGGCACUAACACACAAGGGGAAAACAUAGCAGACAAUGGUGGUCUUAGAGAAGCCUUUCGGGCCUAUCAAAAUUACAUCUCCUCGAACGGUCCUGAAAAGCGAUUGCCCGGUUUGGAACAGUACACCCCCGAGCAGAUAUUCUUCCUCUCUUACGCAAAUGUUUGGUGCAGCGAACAAACUUCGGAAAGUCUCGAGUAUCAAAUUCUCUACGGUGUUCAUAGUCCGGGCCGAUAUCGCGUCAUAGGACCGCUCUCCAAUUCGGUCGACUUUGUACAACAUUUUCAAUGCCCCGUUGAUUCUCCAAUGAAUCGACCCGAAAAAUGUACUGUCUGGUAACAAAACGCUUGUUAAAUUAACAAAUAUCAAUCAUCAGUUUUAUCAAGUGAAUGUUUUCCUUGCCUUUCUUGCACAAUUCACACUGUAACUAAAGUAGACCAACAGCGAUGCACUUAACUGUGAAAACGGACCAACCAUAAAUUGAGAAUAUUUCUUGAUUUAUUUUGUAUUGCAUUAACAUGCAAUACUCUGUAACGGAAUCGUACACUGAUUUUAUAUACAAGCCGUUUAGCCGAGAA